Messenger RNA from Pezoporus flaviventris, 1312 nucleotides. RefSeq names its product claw keratin-like. The record is from RefSeq and is a predicted model, not a curated record. NCBI's taxonomy places the organism in Eukaryota, Metazoa, Chordata, Aves, Psittaciformes, Psittacidae. The transcript is spliced from 3 exons. Gene Ontology annotation, cellular component: intermediate filament. The coding region runs from base 360 to 911 and encodes 183 amino acids. Gene Ontology annotation, molecular function: structural constituent of cytoskeleton.
AAAAAGGCAAAAUCCUUGAUGUUUUUUCUUCCUGUUUUCAGAAGAAUUUUGCUUUCACCUGGUGAGGGAGAGUAUCUAUAUCUCUCUCUUUAAAAGAUUUCGGUGAUGUAAGGCCGCUCAGGUAGAGGUGUUGUAAAAUAGGAUGCUGGACUAUUGCCAUUUGCUUUCUUGCAUUUUGUAUCUUAUAUUUUUAAAAGGAUAUCUGUAGAGUAUGAGGGCUACAGUUUGAGCUUGAAAGCCUGUAUCUGCUUUUAUGGCUUUCUACCUUAUCAUAUAAAAGUGCUCGUAACUCAGAUCUCUGUAGCUGCCUCUGCUGACUUGCUCUUCUUGGUGACUGGGUUGGUUUGUUUUCUGCAAAGAUGUCUUCCUAUGGACAGAUGAUUAGCUCCCGCUGUGCUGAGCCAUGUGAAGUAACAUGCCCACAACCAUAUGUCAACUGUUGGAACGAACCUUGUGUCAGCUCAUGUGGAGACUCAAGAGCAAUCGUGUAUGCACCGCCCGUUGUCGUGACUUUCCCAGGACCCAUUAUAAGCUCCUGCCCUCAGGAGAGUUUUGUGGGAACUGCUAUGCCUGAAAUUGAGGGUCAGAUUGGCUCUGGAGGUGGAGGAAUAGGUUCUGGAGGUGGAGGAAUAGGUUCUGGAGGUGGAAUUGGCUCCGGAGGUGGAGGAAUAGGCUCUGGUGGUUCCUGUGGUGGAGGCAGCUCCUACGGGACGGGCUCUCAUGGUUCAGGCGGUUCUUGUGGUGGCAUAGGAGGGGGCUCAUAUGGUGGGGAAAGCUCAUGUGGUGGUGGAUUCUCCCGUUUGGGAAACUUUUACCGAAACUCAUAUUUUUCAGGAUAUGGUAGAUAUUAUUCCCCCUUUUUUUCCAGAGGGUAUUAUAGGUAUCGCUAUGGAAAUUAUGGGCCAUUUUAAAUCUUUAAGAAAGAUUAAUGACUGGAGAAAUAGUAAAAUACAAGCUAGUAGCUGACAUAUAGACCUGGAAAUCAGACAUGCCAAGCAGCCUCUGCUCCAGCCUAUGUCAGAGGAGCUGGGGUUGCUUGGGAUCUCAUUGCGCUUUAUCUAAGGCUUAUGAUCCCAAUGUUGCCUCACUUUGUCAUUUGCUCAUGUUAUGUUUUGUUCUUUCUGAACCUGAAAAGGGUAAACCAAGUAAUGGAAUUUGACUGUAAAAGCAUCCAGCUGAAAGAAGAACACCUUGUGAGCCCUGUGCUGCUCUGAACGAUUGAUUGAUUGUAGCACUUGUUUGAAAUGGAAAUUACAUUCUUUGUCUCUUCCUUGCCUCAUUCUGCAAGAAUGUAUUCCAGUCUUUGUUUCUA